Molecule: messenger RNA, 858 nt
Organism: Trichophyton rubrum CBS 118892
Lineage: Eukaryota; Fungi; Ascomycota; Eurotiomycetes; Onygenales; Arthrodermataceae
Exons: 1
Coding region: 1-858 (285 amino acids)
Source: RefSeq, a predicted model, not a curated record
AUGACAUCACGGCAGCGACACAGACGCAUCCCCUCCGGGGGUAGCGCUACCACAACACAAACUACCGCGUCAAAUGCGUCCACGACGGUGCAGGCGCCAAACUCCACAAGAACUGGAUCUUCCCAACCUACAUCUACGCUUCCAUCAGUGCGCAGGACUCUAUUCAAUUCUGGAACCAAUUCCCGGAGCCAGCAGUUAGCAUCCAACUCGGUGUCUGUUACAUCCUCAGAUUAUGGUUCUGUCAUACCAAUGGACACCAAUACAGGCCUGAGUGGAAACUCAAACCCGUUUGGUGGAAGCAAUAUAUCGAAAUCAGUACCUAAGUCUGGCACGUCUCUAUCGCCUAGUCCUGAUAACGGUGAUAUUGUCCCUCGUGACAAGAAUGGAUGCUACAAGCUGGAUAUCCCUAUCCUACCGCCAGCAGUGUUUGAAGCAGCUGGCGGUGGCGAUUCAAUGGAAGGCAUAGAGCACUCUGGAGGUGCUGAGAUACCAGUUGAAGAGGGAGGAGAAUUGGCUGGGAGGGACAAAGAAAGUAUGCUUCAUCUCUCUUCAUUUAUUGCACUUGGAGUCAGUUCUAGGUAUAAAAGCCUAUUUCUAACAAAGGAGACAGAGAUUGAUGCAAGCUUUGUUGAGAUGAUGCGUCAUAAUAGGAGUAGGCAUAUUCAUGGCGAGCCAUCUGGUAUUGACCAUCACUUUCUGCUUUUUGUCUUCCUGGAAAUAAAACCAGUAUUAUUAGAACACCUGCUAACGAUAACCCUAGAAGUGUUCCUAUUAGUUCAGCAAAACCUCAGGGACAGAGUAUUAGAGCUCGAAGAGGAUAAUUGGAUGUUCGAAGCUGAGGAAGAAGUCAAACUAUAG